Messenger RNA from Entelurus aequoreus (snake pipefish), 10511 nucleotides. It is a transcript of the gene ptch1, whose product is annotated as patched 1. Lineage: Eukaryota; Metazoa; Chordata; Actinopteri; Syngnathiformes; Syngnathidae. The record is from RefSeq and is a predicted model, not a curated record. Gene Ontology annotation, biological process: smoothened signaling pathway. Gene Ontology annotation, cellular component: plasma membrane. Gene Ontology annotation, molecular function: hedgehog receptor activity; smoothened binding; hedgehog family protein binding. The transcript has 24 exons. Bases 356 to 4894 code for a protein of 1512 amino acids.
CACACACAUCUCCGCACAAUGCUACCAGCAUCCAGCCUUCCGCCGUGUGGGAAUCAUCGCUCCUAAAAAAGACACUAAAAACACUGUGCUAUUUUUUUUCCUUUUCUUUGCGGGCUUUGUUUUUUCUACCUUCCUCCUCCCCCGGUGAAUGCGGUGCAAAGGCAGCGGAGACCUCCGAAUCACGCAAUGUUGGGAUGGACGGCGCACACUAUUUUGACUCGCCCUCUCCAAGCGGACUAUGAGGUCCCCGCUCCGAGCGAAACUUUGUCGGAUUCCGCCGUCGUCGUCGUCGCCGUCUUUCGGGGAGACACACUCGAGAAGUGGGAAUCGCUGAGCAGCGCGCCGUCCCCGCAAGAUGGCCUCGGCUGCUAGUGCGCCCCCCGAGCCGGGGACAGGAGAGCCCGGCCGGCCGAGGCUAACGCGGAGGACCCGGAGGAGCUCCAGCCGCGACCCGCCGCCGCCGCCUCCGCCGCUGCCGCCGGAUUUGGACUACCUGCAGCGGCCGAGCUACUGCGACGCGGGCUUCGCUUUGGAGCAGAUCUCCCAGGGGAAGGCGACCGGGAGGAAAGCGCCGCUAUGGCUGAGAGCAAAGUUCCAGAGACUUUUAUUCAGGCUGGGCUGUUACAUACAAAAGAACUGUGGAAAGUUUUUAGUGGUGGGCCUCAUGAUUUUCGGCGCUUUCGCGGUGGGCCUACGAGCGGCUAAUUUGGAGACGGAUGUGGAGAAACUAUGGGUAGAAGUGGGCGGGCGUGUGAACCAGGAACUGAAGUACACGCGGCAGAAGAUCGGCGAAGAGGCCAUGUUCAACCCUCAGCUCAUGAUUCAGACGCCGCGGGACGAGGGAGCCAGCAUUUUGACGGUGGAGGCACUGUUGCAGCACCUGGAGUCAGCCAUACGAGCCAGCAGAGUUCAUGUCUACCUUUAUCACCGGCAAUGGAAAUUAGAACACUUAUGCUACAAAUCAGGAGAACUAGUCACGGAAACCCAUUUUAUGGAUCAGAUCAUAGAAAAGCUUCACCCUUGUCUCAUCAUCACACCUCUAGACUGUUUCUGGGAAGGAGCCAAGCUUCAUUCUGGAAUGGUCUAUCUUCCUGGUAAAGACCCUCUGCAGUGGACCAACUUCGACCCCAAGGAGUUCCUUGACGACUUACGACGGGACCACUUCCCUGUAGACGGCUUUGAAGAGAUGUUGGCAAAAGCCGACGUUGGACACGGCUACAUGGAUCGUCCCUGUCUGAAACCCUCCGACCCCGACUGCCCCCUCACUGCACCCAACAAGAACUCCACCAAGCCGUUAGAUGUGGCGUGGGCCCUGAACGGCGGCUGCUAUGGGCUAUCCAGAAAGUACAUGCACUGGCAGGAGGAACUGAUUGUAGGCGGGACCACCAAGAACGGCAGCGGACCCCUGCUCAGCGCCCAGGCCUUACAGACCAUGUUCCAGCUGAUGACGCCCAAGCAGAUGUUUGAGCACUUUCGGGGCUACGAGGAGGUUUCCCACAUCAACUGGAAUGAGGAGAAGGCUGCAGCCAUUCUGGAAGCGUGGCAGAGGAGAUAUUCAGAGGUUGUGUUGAAUAGCGUGGCAGCCAACUCAUCCCAGAAGGUCUUGUCUUUCACUACCACCACUCUAGAGGACAUUCUCAAGUCUUUCUCGGACAUCAGCGUCAUUCGUGUGGCCAGCGGUUACUUACUGAUGCUGGCCUAUGCGUGUCUGACCAUGCUGCGGUGGGACUGUGCCAAAUCUCAGGGGGCUGUAGGGUUGGCGGGCGUCCUGCUGGUGACGCUGUCAGUGGCGGCAGGUUUGGGACUCUGCUCUCUCUUGGGCAUUUCCUUCAAUGCGGCCACCACACAGGUGCUGCCAUUUUUGGCUCUGGGUGUCGGUGUGGAUGACGUCUUUCUCCUUGCGCAUGCCUUCAGUGAGACGGGGCAGAACAAGAGGAUCCCAUUCGAGGACCGCACGGGCGAGUGUCUGAAGAGGACCGGGGCCAGCGUGGCGCUCACGUCCAUCAGCAAUGUCACCGCGUUCUUCAUGGCGGCCCUCAUUCCCAUCCCUGCUUUGCGAGCCUUUUCUCUGCAGGCUGCAGUGGUUGUAGUGUUUAACUUCGCCAUGGUCCUGCUCAUCUUUCCCGCCAUCCUCAGCAUGGAUCUUUACCGACGAGAAGACAGACGCUUCGACAUUUUCUGUUGCUUCUACAGCCCGUGCGCCAACCGCGUGAUCCAGAUCGAGCCUCAGGCGUACCUGAGUGGAUCCGACGGGAGUCACUACAGUCCACCGCCAUCCUACUGCACGGGCCCCCCUUCAUACUGCACACCUCCCCCCGGCUACAGCAGCCCGCCGCCUUCCUACAGCAGCCACGGCUUCGCCCAGCAGACCCAGAUCACCAUGCAGUCCACCGUGCAGCUCAGGACCGAGUAUGACCCGCGCACGCAGGCUUUUUACACCACCGCCGAGCCCAGAUCGCAAAUCUCUGUGCAGCCCAUCAACACGCCUCAUAACAGGAGCAACCCUCAUAGUGACUAUUACAGCCACAACAACAAUAAUAAUAGCGGGAGGCGGAGUCACGUUGCAUCACGGCAUCAUCAUCCCGGUACUGUACCACAGGAGUCUGCUGCAGGAAGUAGCCAGAUCCCAGAGAAUAACAGCUCUACACGGGACCUGCUGUCUCAAUACGGGGAGGUCUCGCUGGGCAUAAGAUGCAUGGAGCCUCCCUGCACCCGCUGGACUCUGGCGUCUUUUGCCGAGAAGCACUACGCUCCGUUCCUUCUGCAGUCCACCACUAAGGUGGUGGUGAUCGCGCUUUUCCUCUGCUUGCUGGGAGUCAGUCUUUACGGGACCACCCAAGUGAGGGACGGCCUGGAGCUGACGGACAUUGUGCCGCGAGAAACCAGCGAAUACGAUUUUAUCGGCACCCAGUUCAAGUUCUUCUCCUUCUACAACAUGUACGUGGUGACGCAGCGGGCCGAUUACGCUCAGAACCAGCCUCUGCUGCACCAGCUGCACCACAGGUUCGGCACUGUCCGCUAUGUGCUCAAGGAGGACAACGGGCAGCUGCCCCCCAUGUGGCUUCACUACUUCAGGGACUGGCUGCAAGGUCUGCAGCAGGCAUUCGACAAGGACUGGGAGGCGGGCCGCAUCACUCUCAACAGCUACAAAGACGGCUCUGACGACGGCGUCCUGGCUUAUAAACUUCUGGUGCAAACAGGACGCAGAGACAAGCCCAUAAACUUCAACCUGCUGACCCGUCACAGGCUUGUGGACGCAGACGGGCUCAUCAACCCCGGGGCCUUCUACAUCUACCUGACAGCUUGGGUCAGCAAUGACCCGGUGGCAUACGCCGCGUCGCAAGCCAACAUCCGCCCGCACCCUCCUGAGUGGCUCCACGACCGCACCGACUCCAUGCCCGAGACGCGCCUCAGCAUCCCGGCCGCCGAGCCCAUCGAAUACGCACAGUUCCCCUUCUACCUCAACGGGCUCCGAGAGACGCCGCAAUUUGUGGAGGCCAUCGAGAGUGUGCGGGUCAUCUGCAGCAACUACAGCCGACAAGGCCUUCCCUCCUACCCCAACGGCUACCCGUUCCUCUUCUGGGAACAGUACGUUAGUCUGCGCCACUGGCUAAUGCUGUCCAUCAGCGUGGUGCUGGCCUGCACUUUUCUGGUCUGCGCCCUCUUCCUGCUCAACCCUUGGACAGCCGGCAUCAUUGUGCUGGUGCUGUCUCUCAUGACAGUGGAGCUGUUUGGCUUCAUGGGGCUGAUGGGAAUCAAAUUGAGUGCCGUCCCCGUGGUCAUUCUUAUUGCCUCUGUGGGCAUCGGGGUUGAGUUCACUGUCCAUGUGGCACUGGCCUUCCUGACAGCAAUAGGGGACCGUCACAAGCGGGCAGUGCUGGCACUGGAGCACAUGUUUGCACCGGUGCUCGACGGGGCUUUCUCUACGUUGUUGGGUGUUCUGAUGCUGGCAGGAUCGGAGUUUGACUUCAUCGUCCGGUAUUUCUUUGCAGUAUUGGCCAUCCUAACAGUGCUAGGGGUUCUGAACGGAUUGGUCCUUCUUCCAGUGUUGCUGUCCUACUUUGGGCCCUAUCCUGAGGUGUCUCCAGUGGAUGGACGCUGCAGGUUACCCACCCCCGACGCCCCCUCCCACGUGGUCCACUUCUCGGUCCGACCUCAGCCCACGGCGUCUGCCUCGAUCACCUCAGGCGCCGCCUCGGACUCCUCAGAUUCCGAGUACAGCUCCAACAGCAGCGCGUCGGGCGUCAGCCAGGAGCUGCAGAGCUACAACACGCCCUCUCAUAGAGGACAAGCGGGAGUGGAGCAGCAGCAGCAGUACCGCCUCCACACCAGCAGGAGCAGAAUAGGCAGGACAGAGGAGGAAAGGAGGGCAGGAUCAGGACACAGGCGCUCAGCCAGGCAGCCCGAGCCUGCAGCCUUUAGGAUGUCCUCGGGUUCUCAGGGUUGUAAUGCGCGGCCACCACCCAGCACCACUCAACGUAACAGGGACCCCAAGGGCCAGCCGUCCCGGCAUGCCCAACCCCCACCCCGCCCACGCACGGACGCUUUUGAAUCCUCCACAGAUGCCGGGGGCCACUUUGGCGCUCACAGCCACAGAGAACAUUCUGCGGGCCAUCGGGGGCGCCCCUCCACUCACCACCACCCCAACCCUUACGGCCAGCCCAUCACCACGGUGACGGCGUCAGCCUCCGUCACCGUCGCCGUCCACCCCCCCGCCGGCUCCUCUUACCCGGGAUACACUGCAACGGACAGUUACUGCCAGGAGGAGCCCUCCUUUCAGGACCCCCAUGUGCCUGCGGACCCCCGCACAGGUGAAACGGAGGUGGAGGCCAUGGAGCUCCAGGAUCUGGAGUUUGAGGAAACUGAAAGCAACAGAGGGAGGCGGGCCAGCUGAGUGACGCUGUGUGCGCAUGUCAUGGCCAAAGAUGGACUUUCUUCUCUGUAAAGCUAAGCCUGGCAUGGCUCGGUCCAGCCCGGUCCGCCUCUGGUCCUCAUCAGCCUCCAGUGUUCCCGUCAUGGUGCUCAUUGUUACUGUAACUCCAUGGUCGCUUGUCCUAAAUAUGUCUGUCUAUAUUUAAAAAGUUGUAUACAUAUGUACAUAUGGAAAAAAAAACAAAGUAACAGACUGGGGCUGCCAUAUUUGAUGGCGUGUGUGUGUGUAUGCGUGCAUGCUUGUGUGUGUGUGUGUGUGUGUGUGUGUGUGUGUGUGCGUGUGUGAUAGAGGUUUAUUUACUGUUCACUCCUCUGAAUCGAUGCCAAUUUGGAAGAUUCAUUAGGUCACUGCUCACAAUAUGUUGAUAACAUCGUACAAUUUGAACUAUGCAAUUGUAUAACGGAGUGGAAGGUGCGAGUGUGUUUGUGUGUAUAGAGUAACACAAUGUCUUUGAACGUACUAGGGAUGGGCACUAUAGGGGGGAAAAAUAUAUUUCAUUUUUUUAAAUAUUUACGCUCAUGGUGUUAUGACCUCCUAAAUCCGUGCCAGAGCAGAAUAGUGUGAGUUAAGCUCGACUUCCUCUAAUUUUUAACCCAAGUAACACGUCAAAUAGAAUUUGCCAGGCAAGUACCAUGUUUGUUUUUCCUCCCUCAGGGCAGUAAACAAUACUUUUUCAAUAAUUGUUUUUUAAAAAUAAUUUCUGCAUAUUUAAUUUGUACGGUUCUAAGAUUUUAAUUGGGUUUUUAUUAGAGUUGUCCGAUAGUAUCGGACUGCUGAUAUUAUCGGCCGAUAAAUGCUUUAAAAUGUGAUAUCGGAAAUUAUCGGCAUCGGUUUCAAAAAGUAAAAUGUAUGACUUUUUAAAACGCAGCUGCACGAAGUGGUACCCAAACGUAGGGAGAAAUACAGAGCGCCAAUAAACCUUAAAGGCACUGCCUUUGCGUGCCGGCCCAAUCACAUAAUAUCUACGGCUUUUCACACACACAAGUGAAUGCAAGGCAUACUUGGUCAACAGCCAUACAGGUCACACUGAGGGUUGCCGUAUAAACAACUUUAACACUGUUACAAAUAUGCGCCACACUGUGAACCCACACCAAACAAGAAUGACAAACACAUUUCGGAAGAACAUCCGCACCGUAACACAACAUAAACACAACAGAACAAAUACCCAGAACCCCUUGCAGCACUAACUCUUCCGGGACGCUACAAUAUACACCCUUCGCUACCCCCAACGCUCCCCCCAACUCAACCCCGCCCACCUCUACCUCCUCAUGCUCUCUCAGGGAGAGCAUGUCCCAAAUUCCAAGCUGCUGUUUUGAGGCAUGUUUAAAAAAAAAAAAUGCACUUUGUGACUUCAAUAAUAAAUAUGGCAGUGCCAUGUUGACAUUUUUUUCCAUAACUUGAGUCGAUUUAUUUUGGAAAACCUUGUUACAUUGUUUAAUGCAUCCAGCGGGGCAUCACAACAAAGUUAGGCAUAAUAAUGUGUUAAUUCCACGACUGUAUAUAUCGGUAUCGGUUGAUAUCGGAAUCGGUAGUUAAGAGUUGGACAAUAUCGGAUAUCGGCAAAAAAAACAUUAUCGGACAUCUGUAAUUUUAAGCCUAUGUCAUGUAUUAGUUUCACCUUGUAAAUCUGAUUGCGGGAAUAAACGUACCUCUGCAUAAUAUUCUAAUUGACUCACACCUGUACAUAACACCUGCGUACCACCAGUUUGAUAAGUGCAAGAACCAUGUUUGUUUUUGCUUCCGAAGGGCAGUUAAACAAUACUUUUUAUUAAUUGUAUUUUAAAUACAUUUUACAUUUUUUUCCCCCGAUAAUUUCUGCAUAUUUCAUGCGUAUAGUUCUAAGAUUAUAAAAGUUUUUUUUUGUAUUAAAUCCCCUGGUGACAUUCCUGCACUGCAAAAAGUCAGUGUUCUAAAACAAAACAAAAAAAAAAAGAGUUUUUUUUUAUUUGAACUAAGCAAAAUUAUCUGCCAAUAAAACAAGAAAAUUCGGCUUGUCAAGACUUUCCAAAACAAGUAAAAUUAGCUAACCUCAAUGAACCCAAAAAUACCUUAAAAUAAUUAUAUUCUCACUAAUAACAAGUGCACUUAUCUUGGUAGGAAAAAAAAUUAGGCCUUUUUGCUCAAUAUGUUGAAAAAUAUUCUUAAAUGAAGUACCGUAUUUUCCGCACUAUAAGGCGCACCGGAUUAUAAGGUGCACCUUCAAUGAAUGGCCUAUUUUAAAACUUUGUUCAUAUAUAAGGCGCACCACAUUAUAAUAAUUGUAAUUUUGUUUUCGAUAAUUUCUGCAUAUUUCAUGCGUAUAGUUCUGAGAUUAUAAUUGUUUUUUUUUAUUAAAUCCCUUGGUGACAUUCCUACACUGCAAAAAGUCAGUGUUCUAAAACAAGAAAAAAAAAAUACAAAAAUUAGGGGUAUUUUAUUUGAACUAAGCAGAAUUAUCUGCCAAUAGAACAAGAACAUUCGGCUUGUCAAGACUUUCCAAAACAAGUAAAAUUAGCUAACCUCAAUGAAGCCAAAAAUACCUUAAAAUAAGUAUAUUCUCACUAAUAACAAGUGCACUUUUCUUGGUAGGAAAAAAAUGAGACCUUUUUGCUCAAUAUGUUGAAAAAUAUUCUUAAAUUAAGUAAAUACUAGUGCCAUUAUCUUCACAUAAUGAUAUGCGCUCGGCAUCAUGAAUUUUUUUCUUUCAUGCUUGAAGUAAGAAAUUAUUACUUUAAAAAAGUCGUUUUAUACUUGUGAGUGUUGAUGACACAGCUUUGCAACAGUUGAUAUUCUAGUUUCAAGCAUGUUUUACUCAAUAUAAGUCAUCAAAUCUCAGCAACAAGCUGUAAUAUCUUACUGAGAUCAUUUAGGACCAAAACCCUUAAAACAAGUAAAACACUCUAACAUAAAAUCUGCUUAGUGAGAAGAAGUAUCUUAUCAGACAGAAAAUAAGCAAAUAUCACCCUUAUUUGAGAUAUUUAAUCUUACUUUAUGGCACUGCCAGUUCUUUUUAGGCUUAUUUCAAGGUGAAUCAACAGCGCCUCUACUGGUCACAGCUCGUACUGCACUCAAUUGCUUCAAUUGAUUGAAACUUGUAUUAGUAGAUUGCACAGUACAGUACAUAUUCCGUACAAUUGACCACUAAAUGGUAACACUCGAAUAAGUUUUUCGACCUGUUUAAGUCGGGGUCCACGUAAAUCAAUUCAUGGUAAAUCCCACAAACAAUUAAAGGAAUCCACCAGUGUGCUCAUCCCUAGAAGACAGAUCCGAACCAACUUUAAAGCUCAUUUAAAAACGAUGAGAGACAUUGUUAACUAGUGCGUGUGUGUAUGAAAAGGUGUGCAGGUAUGCAUGUUGAACCAUUAUCACAACCCUGUGGUAGUUUUGUAACAAUAACUGUUUUAACUCGACACGCUAUGCGUGCUAUUUAAGACGAGCAGAUACAAUAUGAAGACUUUUUCUCUUUUUUUUGUUGUUGUAAAGUUUGUUUUUCAAGUCACUGCCUCUGCAUUGGGAACCUGUUAGUGCACUCAGAGUCAUAUCAAUGUGUUUUUGUUUAACCGUAGCAGGCUUAAAGGUUUCAUCCACCUCAGAAACUUCUGGAACAGGGUCUAAAUAGUGGGACUUUGCGUCUAGCGGAUAAGCUAACGACAUACUGUACAAGUGGGCACUUGACUUCAUUUCAACUCAGUAGCUCUUUUUUUGUUUUGUUCCUCCUUCUCGCCAACCGAUAAGCUAGCCAGCCAAUAUAGCCUGCUAACGGCUAAACGCUACAUGACCAUACCGUCCUCCAUUUUUGUUUGUGUCUUUUUAGUUUUAGUGUGACGACAGUAUAAAAACAAGCUGCCCUUCGACAUAUUCUCCACAUGUUAGUGCUAACUGGACCCCCCCCCCCCUCUCCCCCCUGUAGACGUGAAUGUGUAGACGCCUCAUUGUUGCUAGGAUACGUAAACAUCUCCGCCAUAUUGGAUGGGGCAGAUCUGCAAGGAAAUGGACCAAACUUCACGAAUCGGGAGUCCACUGUGUUCUGUGCCAGCACUUCAUAGUACUACCGUAUUUUUCGGAGUAUAAGUCGCACCGGCCGAAAAUGCAUAAUAAAGAAGGAAAAAAACAUAUAUAAGUCGCACUAGAGCAGGGGUGUCCAAACUUUUUCCACUGAGGGCCGCACACGGAAAAAUUGAAGCAUGCGGGGCCCAUUUUGAUAUUUUUCAUUUUCAAACCAAAACAAAAUAUAUGGAUUCUUCCUUUUUUAACCUUUAGGGCUCCCGGGGACCAUAAAGGGUCUCAGUCAUUAAAACGUUAAAAAUAAGUCAAAUUAUUGUUAUUUUUUUUAAUUUAACGCUUACAGUAAAUCUUUAUAUCAACUUCAGGUUCAUAAAAAGUAAAAAAAAAAUUUUAAAAAAAGGUUUUAUGCCUUUUCUGUCAAAGACAAUUUUGUUUUUUAUAGUAAAAUUGGAAAUAUGCAGUAUUUAGUCAUUAGAGCUCUAAAAUAUCAAUAAUGCAGGACACCAUUGAUUUUAAUUCUUUAAUAUUUUUGAGUAAUCACAGUGAAAAUAUUAAUAAAAUCCCACUAAAUAUAUUUGGGAUCCAAAAGGUCCCCCACUCAUAAAGUGAUACAUUUUUAUUAGUUUUUUUUUUACUUUCAACACUUAAGUUACGAGAUCAACUUCAGAUAUAUCUGUCGAUUUUACGUUUGAACUAUUAUUUUGUUUGUUUUUAUACUUUUUUGUCAAAGAAAACUUUGAUGUUUUUAUAUGGCAACCACACAAUAUAUGCAAUAUUUUUUCCAACAUUUUAAAGUGACAUUUUUGAAGUAAUUGGAACCAUGAAUAUGUCAAUAAUUCAUUAUAACAUAGAUUUUUUGUCUUUUUUUUUUUUUUAACAAUGGCAAAAAAAAAGAUUAGAUGAGAUUUCACCUCAUUUCACUUUUUUAAAUGUUUAUUUUUAUUUUUGUAAUACUAUCAAUUUUGCAAUUUUUGCAGAAUGUGUGGCGGGCCGGUAAACAAUUAGCUGCGGGCCGCAAAUGGCCCCCGGGCCGCACUUUGGACACCCCUGCACUAGAGUAUAAGUCGCAUUUUUUGAGGAAAUGUAUUUGAUAAAACCCAACACCAAGAAUAGACAUUUGAAAGGCAAUUUAAAAUAAAUAAAGAAUAGUGAACAACAGGCUGAAUAAGUGUACGUUAUAUGAGGCAUAAAUAACCAAUUGAGAACGUGCCUGGUAUGUUAACGUAACAUAUUAUGGUAAGAGUCAUUCAAAUAACUAUAACAUAUAGAACAUGCUAUACGUUUACCAAACAAUCUGUCACUCCUAAUCGCUAAAUCCCAUGAAAUCUUAUACGUCUUGUCUCUUACGUGAAUGAGCGGAAUAAUAUUAUUUGAUAUUUUACGGUAAUGUGUUAAUAAUUUCACACAGAAGUCGCUCCUGAGUAUAAGUCGCACCCCCGGCCAAACUAUGAGAAAAACUGCGACUUAUAGUCCGAAAAAUACGGUAAUCAGUCAAUUAGCUUGGUAAAACCAUGUUCUGAUAGACAAACACAUUCAAAAGGUACGGUCGUGGUCAAAAGUUUACAUACACUUGUAAAGAACAUAACGUCAUGGC